Molecule: messenger RNA, 1937 nt
Organism: Drosophila busckii
Lineage: Eukaryota; Metazoa; Arthropoda; Insecta; Diptera; Drosophilidae
Gene: Zip48C
Product: zinc transporter ZIP11
Exons: 1
Coding region: 402-1433 (343 amino acids)
Biological process (GO): zinc ion transmembrane transport
Cellular component (GO): membrane
Molecular function (GO): zinc ion transmembrane transporter activity
Source: RefSeq, a predicted model, not a curated record
GUUAGCCUCAGUAGGCGGCCAAUUCAUUCACUUGUCGCGUUCUAAAUUCAGUAUUACGCGCUAAAUAUUAUGUCUAGAAACUAUUACUAAGAUAAGCAAUUGGUGUUAUACAAAAUAACAAUUCAAAUUGUUUGAUUGAAACAGCGGCGGCCAAGUGAAGCAAAGUGAGCAAGAGAGCGAACCAAAGAGAGCCAAACAUUUGAUUUGUUUGCUUUAUGGUAUAUGUCAACAAAAAGUAGCAUCCAAAAUCAGUGCAAUAACAAAAUAAGAACGUGGCACAAAUUUGUAUCAGCUGCUGGGAAAACAAUUAAAAAAACUUGUUUUCCCCCCACCACCAACUCGAAACAAUUGCAAGUUAGUAACUGCGCAACAAGCGGUGGCAAGCAGUAACAGCCACAAAGAUGAUACCCGGCUAUGGACCCGUAACACAAGCGCUGCUUGGCACGCUACUCACUUGGGGUUUGACGGCAGCGGGCGCUGCCUUGGUAAUAUUUGUGCGCGGCAAUCAACGACGCUCGCUGGAUGCUGCGCUGGGCUUUGCAGCUGGCGUCAUGAUAGCUGCUUCGUUCUGGUCACUGCUCAAUCCGGCCAUUGAAAUGGCCGAGACCUCUCAUCUGUAUGGUGCCUAUUCAUUUAUGCCCGUAGCUGGCGGCUUUCUGCUGGGCUCAAUCUUUGUCUAUGGCUGCGAUAAGCUCAUGUCGUACUUGGGGCUAAACAGCACCAACAUGAUGAUACAGAUGACACAGAGCAACAAGGACAAGGCAGACAUUGCCAUUGAUGAGUUGAACAAACGCAAUGGCUCCAAGACUAAAUCAACCAAGAGCUUGGACAGCUUUUCCGACUGCCUAAGCGUGCAGCAUAGCGGUGAGUCGCGACGCCGCAAGAAGAGCAGCAUUGGCGAAGUGGAGCAAUGUACAUACACCAACGAAAUGACCGCCGAGGAGUUGCAAAAACAACAGGAUGCGGUCUCACAGUGGAAACGCAUCAUGCUGCUGGUGGUGGCCAUUACAGUGCACAACAUACCCGAAGGCUUAGCUGUCGGUGUAAGCUUUGGCGCCAUUGGCACCACCAACUCCUCAACAUUCGAAAGCGCACGCAACUUGGCCAUAGGCAUUGGCAUACAGAAUUUCCCAGAGGGCUUGGCUGUCAGCUUGCCGUUGCAUGCCGCUGGAUUCAGUGUGAUGCGUGCGCUGUGGUAUGGCCAGCUUUCAGGCAUGGUGGAGCCCAUCUUUGGCGUGCUGGGUGCUGUGGCAGUUACCUUUGCUAAUCUGAUACUGCCUUAUGCGCUGUCCUUUGCUGCUGGCGCUAUGAUUUAUAUUGUGGCUGAUGAUAUAUUGCCGGAGGCGCAUGCUAGCGGCAAUGGCACUAUUGCCACAUGGGGCACAGUAGCUGGUUUUCUUAUUAUGAUGUGCUUAGAAGUGGCGCUCUCGUGAUCUAACCAAACAACAACCGCCGACAGACAGAGGUUCCUAGCAAACACAAGAAGCUAACAUUCCUAUAGCACAGUUGGAACUUUUUAAAUUUUUAGUUAUGUUUACAAAAUCUUCAUGUUGCACGUACUUAAGUCAUGUCACACAAUCUCUUGUACAUAUGUCUCUAUGUACAAUCUCAUUUAUAAUUGUUGCCUACAAGCCCUGAGCUUCAAAAAAGCAGAGAAAUAUAAGCGUAAAGUACAAUAAGUAUUUUUUAUAUGUAUAUAAGACAACUAGACAACAUUGUUUAAGCAUUGUAGCAACUACUUAUGUAAAUGUCUGUGGUAGACAAGUUAAAACUGUAUUUCCAGAUAAAAAGAGCAUCAAGAAAAACCACCACGUGUUUGUAAAUUAGCAUCUAAGUUGUCAGCACAGAUGACUACUGCAUUUAUGCCUUUUUUAUAAACCUGUCUUAAUAUUUAAGCAAUAAAACAUUAUGUAUAUAACACAAGUAAACAUAUGUAU